CCCAUGCACGCCGCCGCGCGCCCAGCGCGCAGGUGCCCGUCGCGUACUUAAGCCUUCUGAAACGAAAUGGAUCGAUAAUUUGACUAGUGACCUAUCUAUCUUCAUUGAAUAACUACGCGAUCAAAGGAUAUGCUAUAAUAUUUUUGUAUAAUUCGAUUAAAUGCGGCUCGCCCAGUCUUUUAGUUCGACGAUCGGUCCUUAGUCAGAUUAGCAGGUCCGCUAAGAGCGCCGGGGGACCGCCGCCGUGCCCCUAGGAGUGGACGCCCCUGCGUUGCACGCUGCACCACCCUCCCCCCGCGCGCCUCCUUCCUCCAACCAAAACAAAGAAAUGCUGCCAGUGGUACAAUUUCUUUGUCUGCAAUCGAUGAAGCGCGCAGCCACGGCGGAGGCGUAGCCGGCCGCCACUAUGGCUUGUACUCGGCAAUGGGCCGCACAAAAGAUCCGUUUUGAUUUACCGGGCCGGUCAAUGCGACUUAUCUAUUAUGCGUGUAGGUGGGAUUGAUUCUGAAACCCCCGGUGCAGUAAGAAGUACAUGAUGGAGGGGGGCGCAGGCGUGUCGCUGACGCUCGAUUGCGAGGAUAUGUUCAAGGAGAUCACCAAGAAACUUUACGGUGAGGAGGCUACCGUGGCUGUGGGCGUGGUAGGCGUAGAGUUCCCCGCGGCCGAGCGCGACCUCGACGACGAUCUGCGCCCCGAGGAGCACAUCACGGCGUGGGGGCUGGCUGCACUCAUGCAGAAUGGGUUUCCUCCACCCGGCAUUUUACAGGCGAACUUUACACCGCGAACGGACCCGACGGCGGAGGACCGGUGGACGGCCGCGGAGGAGCCCCUAGCGUGGGCUCACUCUCGCGUGGCCUCGUACAACCCCGCCCAGCGAUUGUUCAAGUGCACCGAGUGCGAGUGCGUGGGCUUCCUGGCGCGCGUGGCCGAACACUGGCUGGGGACGCAUUCGCAGGCACGCGCCUUCCAGUGCCCGCUGGCGGGUUGUGGCUUUGCAGCAUCGUGGGCGCGCAACGUGCGCGCGCACUUAGCGCGCGACCACCACUCUGAUCCUGCCGCCGCCGACCACCUGCUGCGCGACAACCCUGCGCUUCUUGACCUUACGCGUUACUUGCAACGCCUCAAGUCCAAGGUGGAGCAGGCGCGGAACGAACGGCGUAGCGGCAGCCCCGUGCCAGGCGACACGUCGCCGGGGGGCGCGGGUGCAGGCGCGGGCGCAGGCGCGGGUGUGGGCGACGCGGGCAAACGCUACGUGUGUGGCGCUUGCCCCUACGCCACCGACCGUCGAGACCUCUUUACGCGCCACGAGAACAUCCACCGCGACGAGAAGCCUUUCCACUGCUACAUCUGCCAGAAGCAGUUCAAUCGCGCCGACCACGUCAAGAAGCAUUUCUUGCGCAUGCAUCGCGAUCAGCCGUAUGAUCUGAAUCGCAUUCGUCGAGCGUCGAAUAAGGCUCAACAGCAGACGCAAGCACCGCCGCAGCCGCAGCCGGCCCCGCAGUCCGCGCCGCAACCACAGCAGGCGCCGUCGGCCACGCCGCUUUACUACACCAAGCCGCCGGGCGAGCCGCCUCCCACGCCGGCUGUGGUGAACGCGCCCUCUCUCGAGUACCGCGCGUCGCCCGUCAAGCUGGAGCGCGCCGUGCUGGCCAAGGCGGACGGCUCGAGUGUACUGCAACUGCCACAACAUAAGCUGCAAGUGGCGCCCUCGGCGGGAUCGCAACCCGCACCCCCGCCCGUGUCCGCCCCGGCUGCGUCUGCCGGCCCCGUUCGGCGCAAGAGCGUUUGUGUGUCUCAGGGCGAGCGCCGUUACGCUUGCUGCUACUGUGCAUGGUCGGGCGUCGACAAUUGGUGUCUGAAACGGCAUCUCAACACGCACCUCAAGCCAUUCGCGUGCUCGCUUUGCGAAUACAAGGCGGCACGAGCCGAGCGGCUCGCUACUCAUGUGCACAAAGUGCACAAUAAGAAGGCCUGCGCCAAGUGCCCCUUCCUCGCCGAUGACCAGCAGCAGCUGGCGCACCAUCUACGAGACGCACAUAGAUUUGUUCUCAUGUCCAGCCACAUCGAAAACCGCAACCUAAAGGUGCCGUCGACGAGUGUGAACCGCGUGAGCACUGUGACGACGAGCGCGAGCGGCGGUGCGGUCGCGAGCGCGGCGUCAUUUCCCCCGCAGCCUCCCCCGCCGCCGCAGCAGCAAGCGCCCGCCCAGGAGGUAUCGACGGCCGGAGCGGCCGCAACGGCAGGGCGAAGACGCGAAUCUCGCGCGGCCGGCGCCGCCCGCCUCUUCGGAUACCUGGAGGCAUCGGACGGCUCGGGCGACGAGUUCGACUCACCGUUAGAGUAUGCGCCGGCGCCUGCCGCCGCGGCCUCAGCACACUACGCGCGCGACAAGGAGAACGCCGCACCCUCUGCGCCCCCGCUGCACCAUGCCAUGCACCAUGACCACUGCCUGCGCUAUUAAAUGCCGCCGUCGUUCGCUCGUCUUGAUGUCCCUCGUACCUGUGUCGUUCGUUAUUACACGUUACAAAAAUAAUCACCUACUUCCAGUUUUAUUUCAGCUCGUUUCAUU
This is a messenger RNA of Hyposmocoma kahamanoa, 2569 nucleotides long. RefSeq names its product protein charlatan (gene chn). Gene Ontology annotation, biological process: regulation of transcription by RNA polymerase II. The transcript is spliced from 7 exons. Gene Ontology annotation, cellular component: nucleus. Lineage: Eukaryota; Metazoa; Arthropoda; Insecta; Lepidoptera; Cosmopterigidae. Gene Ontology annotation, molecular function: DNA-binding transcription factor activity, RNA polymerase II-specific; RNA polymerase II transcription regulatory region sequence-specific DNA binding. The record is from RefSeq and is a predicted model, not a curated record. The coding region runs from base 533 to 2461 and encodes 642 amino acids.